AAAAUAAUUGUAUUAAAUACACAGCACGGAGAGAAAUGGGCUAGAAACCGUUAAGUCCGGCAACGCUUGCACCGUUGAUCGCAACGCUCAACUUUUGUCGCGUUUCUUAUUAGAAAAUCCCUUUUACGCGUUCGCUUCGCUGCAGCUAGCAAAAAAAAGAAGAGAAACAGCAGAACAGAGGAGGAGUAACAACAAUAACAACAACGUUCAGCCGAAAAUUGCACGUUUUUAAAAGUUUUCUACGCUCUGCUUUUACUCCGUUAUUUUGUUGUUGUUGGCCAACGUGUCCUGCGCGGCAAACAAAGUAAAAGUUAGAGCGAAAGUUGGCGGAAAGUGCGGCAAAAAUAAAGCAACAACAACAAUCGCAACAACUGCACAGCGCGCAAGUUUAAUUCGAUUUUAGUGUGUAACAAUCAGUGCGAAAAGCGCCAAGCAGCGGCAGAGCAGCAGCCGCAACAACAACAACAGCAGCAAAAAACCACAAACAACAAAAGCGCAGCACCAAAAAGAAAAAAAAAAUAAAUAAAACGGAAAAAAAAAUUGCAGCGUCGCCGUCGCUACCUUUACGCUUGCAUACAUGAGAGCGUGCAAGUGUGCUCGUGCAAGUGUGUGUUUGUGUUUAUUUGUGUGAGUGUGUGCAUGUAGGAGUGAGCGGAAGAACAGUAAAAGUGGAUUAGCAGCAGCAACAACAGCAGACGCCAUUGCCGCCGGCAGCGCAGUUAGUGUUAAAUUUUGUGCUCCGACUGCGACUGCGACAGCGACAGCGACUGAGACGCUCUUUUGGAUUUAAUGCGAAGCGCUUAGCGUGUUAGUCUUUCAACUCGUGACUGUUCAUGGAAACCAUGAUUACCAGAAAACACAGAUAAAAAUGCCAGCGCAAAUUUAUUGGAAGACUAAACAAAUUCGGGCAGCUUUGCUCGUGACGAGCUUCUGCCUGUUAGUUUCACAUGCCGCCUGGGCAAAGAAAUUGAAUGCAAGUCAAGCGUUUGACGACACAUGGAACACAGCAUCCGAUUUGGAAAAUGAGCUGGAACAACAGAAGCGUUCAAAGGGCGCCGGAUCAACGGGUGGCGCAGGCUCCAGCUCCGGCUCUGGGUCUGGCUCUGGCUCUGGCUCUGGCCAAUGGUCCGGCUGGUCGGAAUGGUCAACAUGUUCGCGCACCUGCGAUGGCGGCAUCAUGCAGCAAAUACGUCGCUGCAGCACAACCGGCACCUGUCGCGGCGAGAGCGCUCGCUAUCGCAUCUGCAACAUGCAGCCGUGUCCCGAGCAGCAGGACUUCCGUGCGAACCAGUGCGCCGCCUACAAUGACGUUCCCUACGACGGCACCCUAUACAAGUGGACGCCUCACUAUGAUUAUGUCGAGCCCUGUGCCCUCACAUGCAGGGGACACCCGGCUCAUCUCACGGAGGACAUCUCACCGGAAUCGGGCGCGGCUAAUGCCGAGGAAUCGGAGCAUUACGAUGAGCAGAGCGUCAUUGUUCAGCUGUCGGCGCGGGUGCAGGAUGGCACGCGCUGUCGCUCUGGGAGUUUAGAUAUGUGCAUUCAGGGCAAAUGUCAGCGCGUUGGCUGCGAUUUGAAAAUAGGCUCAACGAAGAAAAUUGACGGCUGCGGCGUUUGCGGAGGCGAUGGCAACUCCUGUUCGCAACCGCUCUAUUAUUGGGAGAUGUCGGCGAUGUCGCAAUGUUCCGUCACCUGCGGCGGCGGUUACAAAAUGUCUCGUCCUGUGUGCAAAAAUCGCCUAACUGGCGCUGAUGUCGAUACGAUGCUCUGCAAUGCUGCUAAUCGCCCGGAGAAUUCGGUGGUGCCAUGUAAUACACAUAGCUGUCCGCCGCGUUGGAUAACCGACGAUUGGAGCACUUGCAGCCGGCUCUGUGGGCACGGCUACCGUGAACGGAUGGUUGUCUGUGCCGAGGAGACCAACGGCAUCAAAACGAGGGUUGCUGAUAUUAUGUGCCGCACUCCAAAGCCGCCAACACAAGAGACCUGCAUUAUCGAGGAGUGCCCACACUGGGAGGUUGAGGAUUGGACUGGCUGCUCCGUUUCAUGUGGCCAGGGCAUUCAGAUGCGCGGUGUCGAGUGCAAAUCGACGGAUGGCAGUCUGAGUGCCAAAUGUGAUCCCCUAACGAAGCCCGGCAGCAUGCAGCAGUGUUCGACUGGCAUCCAUUGCGAUGGUGGCCCAAAUAAGGGCGGUGGCACCAUUAUUGUCGGCAGCAGUCGCUCCCUGAAUGAGCGCGCCGAACGGCAUAUGGAUAGCUCGGAUCUGGAUGAGGACGACGACGAUGAGGAUGAAGAAGUUGAAGAUAUGGAUGAUGAUAUGGAAUCAGGCCAAGACACUGACGACGGCGAAGGCCUGUCCUAUGCCGAUCAACCGAUGCGCUAUGCGCAUCACACACAAAGUCGACUGCAUCACGAGACGCCCGAGGAGCCACGCACCAUGCGCCUCAUGAGUGGCAGCUCCAGCAAGAAUCACAACAAUGCGCGAGGUGGUGCUAGCGGCGGAGCGGAUGUGCCCUCCCUGGAUCCAAGCUUCAUCAAGGACACCGAGUGGUCCCCCUGCAGCGUUACCUGCGGCGAGGGCAUACGUCGGCGCGCAUAUAAAUGCAAAAUCUUUCUGGAAUACUCACGUACCGUGGCCACGGUGAAUGAUAGCUUGUGCGAGGGCACCAAGCCGCACGAUGAGACGGAGCGCUGCGUGGAGGAGGUGUGCUCGCUGCCCGUUGGCUACGACGAUCAAUAUCCGCGUGACUCCAUCAAGGUGGGCGUGUCGGAGCCGGGCAAGACCUAUGUGUGGCGCGAGCAGGGCUACACCUCGUGCAGUGCGUCGUGCUUGGGCGGCGUCGAGGAGCUAAUCAUCAACUGUGUGAGGGAGGAUAAUGGGCGCGUUGUCUCGCCGUUCCUCUGCUCGCCGGAAACUAAGCCGGAGGCACGUGUGCGCACCUGCAAUGAUCGGCCGUGCCCGCCGCGCUGGAACUACUCGGAUUAUACGCCCUGCUCGAAGAGCUGCGGCAUUGGCAUCAAGACACGUGAGGUGCAGUGCAUCCAUGAGGUGACGCGUGGCGGCGAGAACACCAUGGUCGUGCCCAACAGCAUGUGCCCCCAGCCGCCGCCCGCGGACCGGCAGUACUGCAAUGUCCUCGACUGUCCGGUGCGCUGGGAGGUGGGCGAGUGGUCGAAGUGCUCGCACACCUGCGGCUACGGCAUCAAGGAUCGCAAAGUGGAGUGCAAGCAAAUUAUGGCGCAGGAGCACAAAAUCGAACGGCCCGAAUCGAUGUGCCCCAGCGUCAAGCCGCCGGACAAGAAGCCCUGCAACGUGAAGCCCUGUCCACCGGAGGAUCCCAAGCCCGUGAUACAAAUCAGCAACUCGACCCACAUCCAGCACGAUCCCAAGAAGACCAAGAUCACACUGAAGGUAGGCGGCGCCGGAGUCGUCUUCUUUGGCACCCAAGUGAAGAUCAAGUGCCCGGUGAAGCGCUACAAUCGCACCAAAAUCAAGUGGAGCAAGGACCACAAGCCCUUGGCGCGCUCACGCAAAUUCAAGGUGUCCAAGAAGGGAGCACUGCGCAUUUUGGACAUCACCUUCCGUGACGCUGGCAUCUAUUCGUGUCACGCCGGCCUCAGCUCGGCGGAGAUUAAUAUCGAGGUGAAAGCCAAGCCCGGCCAGCAGGCCGAGGAGCUGGAACGCCAGGAAGCGGAUCGCCUGGUGCGUGAGCGCAGCGGCACUGAGGCGCUUACCUCAGCGGACAUGACGUCGUCGUCGUCGUCGUCGUCGUCGUUGAAUGGCGCCGCAGCCGGUGGGGCAGAGGGGGCCCCUAAUGGCUCUCAGCAGCAACAGCAACAGCAGCAGCAGCAGUCCACACGUCGCAGACAGAACCAGUCGGAAAGGAUGCAGAAUGGACGUGAACGCAAUCGUCGCCCCAAAUCGGAUGGUGUGCAGCAUGCGGACAGCAGCAUUAUGGAGGAUGAGCAUUCGCAAUUAGUGCAAUCGCAGGACCGAAUUCCACAACCAGCGAGCGCCAGCAGCGGCAGCAGUCGCACCAAAACUCUUCUGGCCAUGCCCUAUUUCCAGGCGUUGCUCAGCAACCUGCAGGUGAGCCCAUCCUUUGGAUUGGUUUCAGUUCAAUUUCGUUUCGUUUCACUUCAUUUCGUUG
This is a messenger RNA of Drosophila navojoa, 4148 nucleotides long. RefSeq names its product ADAMTS-like no long nerve cord (gene nolo). Gene Ontology annotation, molecular function: metalloendopeptidase activity. Gene Ontology annotation, cellular component: extracellular matrix. The record is from RefSeq and is a predicted model, not a curated record. NCBI's taxonomy places the organism in Eukaryota, Metazoa, Arthropoda, Insecta, Diptera, Drosophilidae. Gene Ontology annotation, biological process: proteolysis; extracellular matrix organization.